Messenger RNA from Eruca vesicaria subsp. sativa (arugula), 507 nucleotides. NCBI's taxonomy places the organism in Eukaryota, Viridiplantae, Streptophyta, Magnoliopsida, Brassicales, Brassicaceae. The record is from the annotation of a GenBank genome assembly.
AUGCAAAAAGUAGAGGAAAAAGGGGACCGAUUGCCUGCUGAUGAUAAUCUUGAUUUGGCAAAUGAGGUACUUGAAGCUAUGUAUAUCUCGGAAAAAGAUGACGAGAUGGUAAUGGAGGGGAUGGAGGCUCAGGCAGAACAGAAGGAGACGCCUAAUGAAGAUGAUGGUUUUGAAAAUCUCACGGAUCCUGAAGAUGAUGUGGAAAAUACUGGAAAUGAGGUUGCUGUUGGGUCAGGGAAGGUAGACGCGACGGCAGAGGUGAAGGAAGAUGGAGAAUUUGUGCAAGACAAGAUUGACGGAGAAGAGGGGAAGAAACAUGGACUUAAGAAGAAACCAUUCAAAGCUGGAACAGUUGGUGCAGGUGGUACUAAAAUGAGGAUGGUCCAGGCUAUUAUUGCUCACGGUAAGCGUCCCUCUACAAAGGCAGCAACAAAGCAGGAGGAUGGCAGCAAGAAGGUGAAUGAGAAGGGUUCCUUAAACCCUAAGGCAAGUACUUCCAAGGAUUAG